GAGCGUCGGAUUAAGCCUUUAGCCGUGUAAAUGUAUUUGAGUGAAGUACUAUGGGUUUGCUCGAAUACGAGACUCUAUACAGCGGUAUUAAUCCCAAAGAAACACCAUUGACUGAAUGAUUUACAAAAGGAUAGUGUAAGUAGUGGAUAUUGGCACAUGGAUUUUGGCAAAGUAAAAAAGACUGCGAUCCAUGUUUUCUCUGUGACAUCCUUCAUCGAGUUCCGUAUAAUUGUCGACAAGCAGAGUUAACCUUGAAUGAAACAACGCGAUAACAAAAUCAACCGGAGACGAGUUUCGCCGGCGAGUUUCGGCGUCCAGUGCCGAUAUACGACCAGGGUGAGCUGUUAAUAAGAUGCUUUACGGUUCUACUGCGACUCAUAUUCAAUGAAUUGCUGGUGUGGCUUGAAAGGACACGACGCAAGAAAACAGGAAAUCAGAAAAUACACUCUGAAGUGAGUAGAGACCAAAUCAUGGAGAAUGCCUCCCUUGGCGAUUAAGGUACUGGUAGCUGCUGUAGUUUCUAUUUCAAUAGUCGCGUCGACAAAGAACUUCUGUCCAGAAAAUGAAGUCGCACUAUUGCCAGAGAUUUUUCUGGCACAGUUCACAGCUCAGCACAACGUUACCAGUUUGGUAACACGCGGAACAUGGUUUGAAAUUCCUUCCCUCGAGACCUGUGCGAAAUUCUGUGUGGAAUUGUCGAAAUCUAAAGCAUUCGAGUGUGGAGCCUUUCAGUUUUCUGUCUCCGGGAAGUGUUUAAUCCUGCCACAUCUAUGCAAUGAUGAUUUACAGAAGGAGACUGGAACAAGAUUGUAUAGUCUAACAGAAACUUUUCAUCUUUUAGCGUUGAACGUCUCCGAGUCAUGUGCUGGCAGAUCAACAGACACGAUAAUGUCAUCCUUAACUACUCAAACAGCAAGUACCAUAGCAACAAGAACUCUAAACGUUUCCAAGGAAACAGUCAAUCAUCUAAGUACUGCAUCAGCGCAAAGUACUUUAGAAAAACCAACCGUCACGGUUUCAGACAGAACAAGUAGCUCUGUUGGGAUUACAACAGUGUUGAGCAAAACUGUUUCUAAUUAUUGGCUGUCAGCGUCCUCUGUUAUGUCAAGGAGCCUUAUAGUGAACUUAACAGCACCUGCUAGUGGCAUCUCGUCGGCAUCGAGAGACGCAAUUACUCCAUCCCCAACAUUAAUAGGAUCCUUAUCGGUGUCUGUCGGGCGUAAAGCCGAAAUGCCGGGAUACUCUAUAAUCGCUACAUUACGGCUGCCUUAUUUAACAUGGGAUAUGGACCUCAGCAACUCUACCAGUAGUUUAUUCAUCAGCCAGAGUUCUUUUAUCACUUCUAGCGUUCAACACCUUUUUAGAAAUAUAUCAUCUUUUCAAGAAGCCAUUUGUCACAGCUUUUGGAAUGUUUCCUCACAAGUAUACAAUAACCUCACCAUCUUGUUUGCAUCUGACGUCACGAUGUCAGAGUACAAUGUUUUGUAUGGGGCGCUUUACAGAGAUCAUCGGAUCAACGUACUUACAGUCAUCCCAGUUCUCGAUAACAUUCCAGCUAAGCCUCCAGAGAAUAUAACUGUUGCCCUGACUACGUCAACUUCUGUCAUGGUUAUAUGGUCUGCAAGUGCCCAAAGUUAUCCAAAGCUUUUGGAUGUGUGGGGAUACAGGGUAUUAUACGGGGUACAAGGGCAAGGCAUGAACCUUUCCUUGGUCGUUAAUGCCACUACCAACAGCGCCCAGUUAACUGGCCUUGAUGGGUCUACAAAUUAUACAAUAGCAGUACAGACUGUCACUUCAAGAGGGUUUGGAACUCCAAGCCUUUGGGUUAACGCCACCACAAAGCAAGAGGGGAUGAUUCCUCAAGAAGUUCAUGUUGUUCUGCACCUGUGGAAUACUAGCUGGGUCUCUACCCUAUCAAACAGUUCAAGUGCAGAUUUUGUAUCAUUAUCAAAUCAAAUUCAGAGAGAGAUUUAUAUUUUGUACAAAAAUAGUUCUUACAUCGAGGAACUUAUAAUCAAUGGAUUCAGUCCAAUAGAAAAUUCAAGCGUUUUAGUAAUUUUUUAUAUCAAGCUUCAUACAGAGGCAAACCAGUGGAGAAUACUUUAUGAGGCGCUGUACACCCGACAAAUUCUCGGUAGCAUUCCCCUACUGCCAGUCCGUGACACAAUACCUGGUAAACCUGCUGAAAAUGUUACCGCAAUGUCUCCGAGUCCAGACAGCCUAUUAGUCACGUGGGAUCACUCAAAUUCCUCCCACUGCGGCUACGUGCUUUACUACCAGCUCAACACCUCGUCUGACGUCACUAACAUCACCUUGAACGCCUCAACGACGGUCACCAUGGUGAGGGGAUUACAUGGGCUCUCACAAUACCAGAUAUGGUUAAGAUCGAUGACGUCCAGGGGGCUGGGAAUACAGAGUAAGAAGAUCGCCGCGACAACGCUCGAGAAAUACACCACCAUCAAUGUGACAUUUGUCAUUCUUGAUAUGAAUUGGACAAUGUUUACCAACAACUCGGCCCAAAUCUGCGUACAGAUUCAUUCGAAUGUCAGUUUGCUGUUCACCAAUGACUCAAUAUUUGAUGACGUCAUUUGCAAUUCGUUUAGGAACUCCAGUAGAGGUGUUCUUACAGAUAUUGGGGUCAUCUUUGGACAGCAGGUUGGAAUGGUUCAGUUUGCGUCUCUGUACUCCGCCCUGUAUGAACAUAGAGUGAUCGGAAUACUACGGAUAGAGCCAAUAUCGGAUAACAUUCCAGGAAGACCGCCUUUAAGUAUCACUGCGUCACCUUCAAGUACUACCAGCUUCAACGUUACCUGGCUACUCCCACAGCCACACGAUUUCCUGGCGAUAACUUUAUUUCAGCUAACAUACCAGUUAGCUGGGAGCACAGAAAACCAGACAGAAAUUGUCUCACCAAAUGCAACUGAAAUUAUCAUUAAAGACCUUGAGAGAUUCAGCUGGUAUAGACUAUGGAUCACGCCGGUGACCGACAGGGGCCUGGGGAUAGAAAGUGAACCUGUGCAAGCAAGAACCUUGGAAGAUGUUGUUCCCCAAGAGCUGACUGUGCGAUUUCCAUUGCUUUCUUGGAACGCUAACCUGUCCGAUAGUAAAAGCAAACAAUUCGAAGACCUUUGUAAAGUGAUGCAGGAAGAUAUGCUUGCGCUGUAUUCGAACGACACCGAGUUUAGAAAUUUGUUCUGCCAAGAUUUCAGGAAUGCUAGUGUUGUGGCUGAUUUGACUGUUGUGUAUGGACAGAAUGUUGGUAUGAGCCAGUUUGCUACGUUGUAUAAUGCCUUGUACGUUGAUGGCAAAUUCUUCAACCUCACUGUGCUUCCUCUCGUCGACUCAGUUCCAGGUAAACCUCCAGUAAAUUUGACCGUGAGAGCUCUGAGCUCAACCUCACUAGAAGUCACGUGGGACUGCAGCGACUGUCAUGAUACGAACAACACCAUUGCUUUUCUUGCCACUUAUCGCGAGACACAUGGCAACGAGAACGUCACGCGAGGAGUCACCGUGAACAAGACCGCUAGACUCGUCAAUAUCACGGGCCUGGAGCCCUUCACCGAGUACGCAGUCUGGGUGAAUAGUGUGACUAUCAGAGGGAAUGGGAUCCAGUCUGGUCCUGUUAACCAAACUACUCAGGAGGAUGUUCCUAGCCUCCCACCUUCGAACCUUCAGGCCUGGAACCUGAGCAGCACUAGCUUGAACAUUUCGUGGGCGGCAGUGCCUUCUGGUAACCACCACGGAAUACUCCUGGGCUAUAACGUAACAUACCGCCGCGCGGGGCAUGCGAACCAAAGCCUUAACUACGUCAGGACUAACACGAGCAACGUCAUGCUGACGUCAUUGGAAAAAUACACAUGGUAUGACGUACGGGUUGCGGCGUUUACACGAGUGGGGCCUGGGCCUGCUGUAAACGUCACUGUCAGGACGGAUGAAGAUAUUCCCAGCCUUCCACCAGCAAACAUCACCGUUCACAAUACCACCUCCACGAGCCUGCUAGUGUCCUGGGACCCAGUCCCAUCAGGCUUUGCGCAUGGAGUCGUCCUAGGUUACCGCGUCAUGCAUCGGCGGUUUAAUUCCAAUACAUCGUACGGGGUGACCAACAUAAGCUCUGGCACCCGUGAAACGGAUCUGGUCGGGUUGGAAAAGUUCACAGUGUAUGAGGUUCGAGUGCUGGCAUUCACGAGGAAGGGAGAUGGAGCCGUGAGCAACACAACAGACGCUCGCACGGACGAGGACGUACCGAGCCUCGCUCCUGGUAACCUACAAGCCUACAACACAAGCUCAACUUCGCUCAACAUCACCUGGAACCCAAUACCAUUCCCCUACGUCCAUGGUAUUUUGCGCGGUUACAGAGCAAUGUACCGGGAAGAGAGUACCGCGAAUGGCAGCUAUAGUAACGUGACGUCAUUGCAGAAACACGUGCUGAUAACUGGCUUAAAGAAGUUCACGCGUUAUUCUAUACACGUGCUUGCGUUCACCGUAAAGGGUGAUGGUGUUAUGUCAGAAGCCGUCAACAUCUCCACUGAUGAAGACCGACCCAGUCUCGCCCCCGUCGGUCUCGCCGCCCAAAACACCAGCUCCACAAGCCUUCUUAUCUACUGGGGCCCAGUCCCCUCGGGACACGUCCAUGGAAUAUUGCGCGGUUACAUUGUGUAUUACACACGUGUCAACACCAGCAAUACCAACUUUACUGCGGUAAACACCACCAUCCACACUACCCUCUAUGGUCUGAUGAAAUACACAAGAUACAGGGUAACCGUCACGGCUUUUACGAUAAAGGGAGAGGGACCGCUGGCCGACAACAUUACGGUCUCGACAGAUGAAGAUGUUCCCAGUCUUCCCCCGUCCAAUAUUCGUGCACAUAACACCAGCUCUACAAGUCUACAAAUAGAAUGGGACCAAGUCCCUCUCGGCCACGUCCAUGGAAUUUUGCGUGGUUACCGGAUAUUUUACCGCGAGACGACCGGAAGUGAUGUCUACCUCAAUUUUACCACGGACACGAGGAAACUGGAGAUUAAAGGCCUCAGGAGGUGGUGGUGGUAUGACGUCAGAGUGCUGGCUUUCACCAACAAGGGCGAUGGAGCUGUGUCGGAGAACGUCACCGUACGCACGGACGAAGAUGUUCCCAGUUCUCCUCCACAAGGAGUCUUCUCCUACAACACCAGCUCCACCACAGUGAACGUCACUUGGUCUAACAUCCCACAUGGAAAGAUACACGGCGUUUUGUUGGGAUAUCGCGUGUUUUACACAGCAGUUGCUCAGAUGGAGCUCGUCUCUUAUGGUAUCGCUGCGAGAAGACGCCGCGAUUUGCAUACAGGGGGAGUGGUCUAUCGUUAUUUAGAAAACGGAAUUCAUAAGAUACGGCGGGCAAAUUCCAAGAAUAGAUCGAUGGUGCGGUCACGCCGGUCUCUCGCUGACAUGCGUAGUACACCUCCAACAAAGAUGCAUGUAGAAUUGUCGAAUCUACAAAAGUUUACCCAAUACAGCAUUAGAGCCUUGGGGUACACCCGUAUCGGUGAUGGAAUGCCAAGCCCUUCUUUUAUGGUUGCCACUGAUGAGGAUGUUCCAAGUCAGGCCCCCACUAGCCUCUGGGGCUACUACACCGGUUCUACAAGCCUGCAAGUCCGAUGGGGCGUUGUUCCACGAGGAUACGUUCACGGCAUACUAAUGGGCUACCGCGUUAAGUACAGAGUGACCGGUGAGGCGGCCAUCACUGUCUCGACAAUGCCACCCGAGAGGGCCAUUGUUGACUUAAAGGGUCUUAGAAAGUACACGGAAUAUACUAUCACAGUCUUGGCCUUUACGCGGAUCGGCGAUGGAGUGGAAUCUGGUCAGAUCUAUGUCAGGACCGACGAAGAUAUUCCCACGCAAGCUCCGCCAUCUGCCAGCUCCAUCGACAGAGACGGCCCCACGCAUAUCCCCAUCACAUGGUCUCCUGUCCACUCUGGCCAAAUCCACGGCAUAUUGCAAGGCUACAUGAUCAACUAUGCAAUCAUCAACAUGGCGGAUGAAGAGACCACGGGACCGACGUUCAGCAAGACAGUAGGCCCGGGUAGCACGUCGACGGUACUGAGUGGGCUGCAGAGUUUUGCGGUUUAUGAAAUAAAGAUUGCUGCAUUUACGCGGAAGGGACUGGGGCCCUGGCGAACCAUAACCGGAAGGACGUGUAACUGUUUACCCGAAAUCAGGACAAACUGGUGGAUACAUCCCCCGUACGUGCGGCAAGACCACCCCACAACCAACAUUACAAGCAAGGAGUACAUUUCCCCGAUAUACGGGAUAAUCCCUCCGGUCAUUAGCGCAGCGGUUAGGUCUUGUUGUAGGGACUGUCCCUUGCACCCUGACGCGUCACGUGUCAACUACGAAAAAGACAGCCAUAAUAAUUCUGCCAAGAAGUCAGGGCUGCUUACAGUCAAGGUGAACAUUGACAACAGCAACUGCCUGCAUUUUCCAAUUAGCGGUAUCAGCACGCAGGACAAGUACUACAGCCACGAUGGCGAGUACGAGUUUGUGUCGAUCAUGGAGACAAACGGUGCGGCGUUUAUCGUAGCCGACAAGCGGAAGAUCCAUAACGAAGUGUUUAUGGCCAUCUUGGGCUGCUGGCCGACGGCAGUAUUUGUACUGGUGGCAGCUUACCUCUCAGGCAUCGUCAUGUGGAUGGUGGACGUCCGCUUCAACCCCGUUCACUUCCCGCGUAGUUUUAUCGCUGGUUCCAUGGAAGGAUUUUGGUGGUCUUUUGCUACCAUGACGACUGUCGGAUAUGGUGACCGCAUCCCGAAGUCCGUGCCGGCGCGGAUUUUUGCUCUGACGUGGACGUGGAUGGGUAUCGCGACGAUUGCAGUCUUGACGAGUACCAUCACCGCCUCGCUAAUGAGCAUGGUCUUCAAGAGUGACCUGAUACUCUACGGCACGCCGGUGGCUGCCAUUGACAAUUCUUCUGAAUUCAAACUCGGAGUCAGACGAAAUGCUAUACUGAACGUCAACGGUCGCAAGUACGGCAAUGUUCGUGAGAUUUAUGACGACUUACAGAGCGAGCGCAUUCACGCUGCACUCAUCGACUCGUACGCCACGGGCAGCGAGGAGCACCUGUUCAACAAGGAAUGGCUGCGCGUCAAGGAAGUCAUUAAGCCUAUAUUCAAGUCCAGCUAUGGAGUAGUGUUAAGCGGAGACGCGCGAAAGCUCGCCCGCUGUAUGAGAGAUCACGUGAACUCCGAGCGCAGCACUAUAUCCAAAUUGGUGGAGAACAACGUCAAGCCUAUAAAGGCGAGUGGUGUCGCGCCCGCGAUCAAGACCUCUGGCAGCCUGCUGACCUCUGAGUCAGACCUGUUUCUUCUCACCCUCAAGGUGCUGGGCGCGGCGCUCGGCGUCAUCGUCUUUAUUGCUCUUGUCUGGGAAUUUGGCUAUCGUCGCCGGCUACUGCGCAAGAAAGUGAGCAACUCAGAAAAACUCGGACUAGAAAAGGCGUGGCCUAUUUGGGUCAAUCUCACAGCUGACGAAAAAUAUCGACUAAUCAGAGAAGACUUGAGAAAGGACCUUAAAGAUUUCUACGAGUCAUUCAAAAGAACUUACGAGCGGUUGAAACUGAAGCACGCACUACAGCUAGAGGCACUGAAGCAACAGAAGAAAGGUGUUUAUUCGUUCUCAGUUCACGAGUGGAUUGGAGAUCGUAGUGCGACAUACGCCGUUACCAAAGACUGUGAUGUGAAUUCCAUUCUGGAUGGCCUUGACUUGUCCAUGUUUGACAACAAGGAUAGAUGGGACGAUAAAGUUUGACUCAUGUAAUGUAGCCUGCAGGCUAAACUACACAAGACAGAGGGGGGGGGGG
Molecule: messenger RNA, 7828 nt
Organism: Nematostella vectensis (starlet sea anemone)
Lineage: Eukaryota; Metazoa; Cnidaria; Anthozoa; Actiniaria; Edwardsiidae
Exons: 41
Coding region: 478-7776 (2432 amino acids)
Biological process (GO): cytokine-mediated signaling pathway
Cellular component (GO): signaling receptor complex; external side of plasma membrane
Molecular function (GO): cytokine binding; cytokine receptor activity
Source: RefSeq, a predicted model, not a curated record